Messenger RNA from Seminavis robusta, 540 nucleotides. The record is from the annotation of a GenBank genome assembly. Lineage: Eukaryota; Bacillariophyta; Bacillariophyceae; Naviculales; Naviculaceae.
AUGAAAUGGGCACGACAACAACCACUCCCAUGGAAUGCAGGGGCGUGCAGGCAUGCUGCUCAACAUGGACAUUUGGAAAUUCUAAAGUGGGCUCGUGAGAAUGGUUGUCCGUGGAAUCAAGGGACAUGCCAGAGUGCUGCUCAACAUGGACAUUUGGAAAUUUUAAAAUGGGCUCGUGAAAAUGGUUGUCCAUGGGAUAACAGUACGUGUUGGUUUGCAGCUGAAAAUGGACAUUUGGAAAUACUGAAAUGGCUUCACGAAAAUGGUUGUCCAUGGGGUACAAGGACAUGUGCAUGCGCUGCUGAAAAUGGGCAUUUGGAAAUUUUGAAGUGGGCUCGUGGAAAUGGUUGUCCAUGGGAUGAACGGACAUGUGAUGGUGCUGCUGAAGGUGGCCAUUUGGAAAUUCUGAAGUGGGCUCGCGAGAAUGGCUGUCCAUGGAGUGAAGGGACAUUUCAAAUUGCCCUGAGCACCAGAAGAAGCGAACUGAUCCAGUGGCUACGUGACAAUGGCUGCCCUGGGUCUCAUGAUGAAGGACACUAA